UAAAACCAUUAUGCAAAACAUGUAAAUUUUUUUGAGAUUAUAAUACGCAAAGGAAAAGCCCAAAAAUAAAAAUAAAAUAAUGGCUGGAGCAAAUAACGCUAUGUUUAUAUUUGAGGUUGUGGUGGGAAAUAUUAAAAGCAUGGUUGAAAGUCGUCAUUUAUUAAUUAAAAGUGAUUUUGGUGAUGUUUUCUCAUUAGAACUUAAAGAUCCAAAAACAAUGCAUAUUGUUAUUCCAGAGCCCCCACCUUUACCACCAGAGCCACCUGGUAAAAAGGGGAAAAAAGCAAAAUCACCGAAGCCUAAAAAAGGCAAAAAAGGCGUCAUAGAAGCACCGCCCCCUGAACCUGUAAUUCAAUCUGGUCAGUCUAUAUUAUUUUCAAGUAAUGCAGAAUUUAUAAUUCAGACAAUAAAGAAAUUCCCAUUAGAAUUAUCCUUGUGGAGUAAAGAAGAUAAUUUGACUUAUAUUGGCGGUACAUUCAUUCCGUGGGAUCCUGCUUUUUAUACGUAUUUGGAAAAGGUUUGUGAUUUCCAAGAACCUCCGCCGGUUACAAUAAGAGAUGAUUAUAACAUAUUUGAAGAGGGUAAAGGAAAACUAAUGGCGAAGAUAGGCCUACAAAUAAAACUAACAUAUUUGACAGAUAAACUGACUACUGCCUUUCGAACACUUUCAGAAGAUCCUUCUGUUAAAAAGGUUUUAUACACAGGCAUCAACUCUAAAACCACAUCAUACAUGUGUACACUGAAAACUACGGAUGAAGAAUUCGAAGAGAACUGUAACAAGGUAGAAAAUAACUUUGUUAUAGAUAAUUCUAAACUUAACAAGAUAGUAUACGCUGAUUAUAAAAAUGCUCCCGGAGCUAAUCUUACGUUUUUUAAUGAUGGAGAUUACUGUUGCAUGCGUAAUGCAGAUAAACCGCCGGAAUCAAUAUACAAAGCACCUGAGACUUGUCCCGAUGUUGAUUUUAUUAUAGAUUACGUAAGAAAGAUUAUAGUAUCAUGUAACGACAACAUGAGAAUGUUAACACCACGUCCAACUAUAAAACCAAGAAUCAAAGCAACUGAUAUUGAUAGAUUGUGUUAUUGUAAACAAACCAAUUGGCCCGAAGGACAGAUUGCUGAAAGAUUUAAGAAUGAAGCGCAGUCUGGACCCUGUCCGAUGUGUACUAGUGCUGGAAUGAAACCUGAAGGCUCUCGUGGUACAACUUUUGAUAUAGCUAAUAUAACAGGGCCUUGUGGUAAGACUGAUUGCAAAAUAGCAAGAGACUUGAGGGAAUACAUCGAAAAUAUUAUUGAAGAUGAAAACAAGGAGAUUGAUAUUAAUGAUAUCAUUGGCCCUUGUGGAAGUAAGGAGUGUCGAAUCGCCGAAAGAAUUCAAGAAUUCCUUCGCCACGAGGGUGUUUUCUCUCAUGGAUCUACGUUGGAGGGUUUGUCUACACAGUGUGGAUGUAUAAAGAAAAUGCAAGAAGCUCUCACUAAAAAGGAAUCAUGCGAUUCCUCUUGCUCUAAGUAUUGUGCUGAGACAAGCAGUGAGGACAGUAAAUGUGAUGGAAAAGUAUGUCCUUACAAAUCUCAAGAUAAGCAAAUUUACAACGUUUACUACUUUACUGUAGAGUAUGACUUUGAAAAGAUAAGUACUGGAGCAAUAUCUCCAGGUACGGAAAAAUCAGGUAAAACUGCCUCUUUUAAGGACAGUUCAGGAACAGCUUCGCCGAGUUGCACUAACAAAUCCGAUCUAUCUUCUAAGUUUAAAUACUGUUCUACUGAUUGUCCUAGCACGAAAACUUCCAUCACUAAUUGUUCGAAAAGCGUAUGCUCUUCGCUAACUGAUAAACAAAAAAGAGUAGCAGGUGAAGACUCAAAAUGCCAGAAUCCUGUUUGCCCACACCUAAAUGAUGAUCCACCUAGCCCGGCAGAUAGUGACAUCGUCGUAAAACUCGAUGAUAUUUAUAAUCCUUGCUGUGUCAAAUCUUGUGAUGUUGCUGAAAUAGUUAAAGACUUUAUAGUUGACGGUAUCGUAAAAAAUAAAGAUAGGGUCGCACAAGAGGAUGAUCCAUGUUUUUGUGACUGUGAAUGUACUUUUAAACUAACAAAAAAUACUAGAUAUUGUGACGUUUGCGGUGGUUACGAAUGCUUAGGGGAAGACGUUGAAAAAAUGCCCGACUAUGCAAAGCCGCAUCCUUGUCCAGUUUAUCACAAGUUGUAUGAUAAAAAGUUGAUUCAAGUUCAUAGUCCGUGGUCAGAAGAAGAAGUUAAAAAACCUCUGGAUGCUAUAAGUAAUAAAAGUUCACGCACGCAAACUGGUUCCAAAAUUGGUCAAGGAGAGAAAAGGUCAACUUUAUCUCGUUCCAUGAAAAAUAUGUCAGAGAAAAAAAUAAAAACUGUUACUGAAAACAAAGCUAAAUCUGAGAAAAAGACAGUGGGGAAAUUCACUGCAAACGUAGACGCCGCUUUAAUGCCAGUAGUAGUGAAGAGACCAGAGACUAAGUAUCCAUAUCCUCCUGUGCCUAAAACUAAGGGAUGGAACUGGACCGCUGAAGAUAUUCCUGGAAUGAAGCCUCGACCGAAAUGGAAACCGGGUGCUGCCAACAAAAUUUUGGUGAGAAGAUAUAGGGCAAUAAGAGAAGGAGUGGAUACUAUAGCAAAGAAAAAAAGAGCUAUGAUGCAACGUAAAAAGAAAAUUGAAAUGAAGCCCACUCUAAUAGUGAAGAAAGAAAAAGGCGAAUACACAGUUCAAAUGGAGGUCUUCAAAAAGUAUUCUAAGGACAGACUUGUUUUUCAGUAUCCAUAUGAUGAAAAACCUCCUCUUGUAUACACGAUAGGAAAAACCUUAGAAGAGAAGCGAAAGAUUCAAAGACAGCUAGAAAGACGUGAGCGUAGAGAAACGAGAAGAAAAAGUCGCUUAUUGCAGUCGACUUUUAGAGAUAGAUGUCAAGAAAUUUGCGUAAAGGCAUUUAAUCAAGCAAUGGGCGUGUUACCUUUACCAAAUCCUAAUGACCCCGAGUGCCCAUGUGGUACUGAAGCAAUCCAAAGUGUUAGCCCGCCUAUCGAUUCAUGUUCCUGUUCAGACGAAGAUAACAUUUCCAGCAGUGAUACUGAUAAUGAUGAGUGGAUUAUACAGUUUACUCCACCUGCAGCUCGUUGGGACGUUAAAGCAAAACAUCCACCAGUUCAAGCCGACGACGAAUGUCAAUAUAAUUAUUUAGAUUACAAAGUGAAAUUGCUCGACAAGCAAGGAAAUCCUGUCCCGAGAUUCUUCAAAGGUCCGGAUGGAAAGCAGGAGUGUAGUGAUCUUGGUGGUUUUUGGGGCCCUGACCACGCGUGGCUGGAAAUUAAUAAAGAUGGUUAUAUCGGACCCGAUUUUCGCUGGGUACCUAUGAACUUCGCCGGUCCUGAUGGAAUGUUUUAUUCUGCAGAAGAAGGCUUCUUUACUGAUAGUUCAGGACGCAAUUUAAAAAUAGGUGUUGAUGGUUAUAUUGAUAAUGAUGGAAAAUGGGCAUGGUACUCGAAGCCGCGAGGUCGAAGCCCCAAAUCCAUGCUGUCUUCAAAAACAGGUACACCAGUGAAUUCCAUAAAGGGCAAAAUACUAGUAAAUAACAUUAUGCCCAAAGAGAAAAUUUACCCCAAACGUAAAAUAGAAGUUAAAAAUGAUCCCAAAAGAAAGGACGCUAAGCCACCAUCAACCAUUUUAUCAAAAAAUGCUGUGGACCUUAGUAGGAUAAAGAAAACAGUGUCGUAUUCACCUGGUAGACAAAAAAGUCCUUUAGUAAUGAGUGUAUCGGUGAAUUUUGAAAAAAAUAGACUUUUAAACUCAACUAGCAUAAAAAAUGCUUCAGAAGAGAAAAAAAUUGAAAAGUAUAAAGAAAUUAUGAAAGAACUAGAAAUGUACGACGACAUUCCUGAGCUAAAGCGACCUGGUAAAACUAAUAGAGCUUCAAAUACACUCGGAAAAAGCUUUUUUCCUUUUACCGAGCAGAAACGAUAUCCUGUGAAAAAGCAAAAUGUCAUUAAUACCGUUAGGCCAAGUAGUAUAGCAUCGUUCAAAUUCCACGAUUCGUGAAAUCUUACAAAAACUAAUAUAAAUUGUUUUUAGUAGUUAAAAUAUACGUGU
Pararge aegeria (speckled wood butterfly) is the source of this 4108-nucleotide messenger RNA. RefSeq lists its product as uncharacterized. The coding region runs from base 80 to 4057 and encodes 1325 amino acids. The transcript has 3 exons. The record is from RefSeq and is a predicted model, not a curated record. NCBI's taxonomy places the organism in Eukaryota, Metazoa, Arthropoda, Insecta, Lepidoptera, Nymphalidae.